This is a messenger RNA of Pundamilia nyererei, 2263 nucleotides long. RefSeq names its product tRNA methyltransferase 1 (gene trmt1). Gene Ontology annotation, cellular component: nucleus. The coding region runs from base 196 to 2073 and encodes 625 amino acids. Gene Ontology annotation, biological process: tRNA N2-guanine methylation. The transcript has 16 exons. NCBI's taxonomy places the organism in Eukaryota, Metazoa, Chordata, Actinopteri, Cichliformes, Cichlidae. Gene Ontology annotation, molecular function: RNA binding; metal ion binding; tRNA (guanine) methyltransferase activity. The record is from RefSeq and is a predicted model, not a curated record.
CCUCCGUAGAGUCGCUCGCUUCAAACAUGGCAGCUUCCAUGUGUUAACGUGAGAGCGAACCGCAAGCGGUGUGUAACAGAGAGUAAACAGCUAGCACAGGGGUGCCCGUUGCUUUGGAAACAAAAUAAUAAAACUUCUGCGAAAACAGGAGAGCCAGUGUCCACGCAGAGGAGGUGACACGGCCAUUGUGGCUUUAUGCUGGUGCGGACAGCCCGGCUGUUCCCCUUCAUCAUCUCCCAUCACCUGCAUCCCUCUCGCACGCAUUCAGCCGGACACGGAUUUCGGUGGAGUGCAGCUGCUGCUAGCAGGGGAGUGAGAUUCAUGGAAACUGAAGUUCCUGCCUCUAACCCUCCAGCUGCAUCUGCUGAAUCUUCAGCAGAUGGCACGGGCCAGUCCGCCACUAUCUCUACAGGUGACCAGGAGAAGAUGCCUUCUGUGGGACUGUUACCAGGAGAGACAGUGGUUAAAGAGGGAAAGGCAGCCAUCUUGUUCCCCAGUGCCAAUGAGGUGUUUUAUAACCCAGUGCAGGAGUUCAACAGAGAUUUAACAUGUGCUGUGAUCACAGAGUUUGCGAGAGAGCUGCUGGCUCAGCGAGGGGUGAAGGUGGUGGUGCCAGGUGAAUCGGAGAGGGUGGUGGUCUCUCUGUCAGAGGAGACAAACGAGGCCGAGGCACAGACGGAGGAGAAAAACGGAUCAGAGGAGCCAGCUGUAACGGCAGCUGCGGGGGAGAGAUGUGAGCGUGGUCUGCGUGUCCUGGAGGGCCUAGCAGCAUCUGGUUUGCGCUCGGUGCGUUUUGCUCUGGAGGUCCCAGGUCUGCAGAGCGUCACUGCCAACGACUUCUCUGCUAAGGCGGCGGCUCUGAUCGCCAGGAAUGCCCAGUACAACGGAGUGAGCCACCUGCUCCAGGCCAGCUGCAGAGAUGCCAGCAUGCUGAUGUAUGACAUGCGAGCGAAGAAGGAUUGCUAUGACGUCAUUGAUCUGGAUCCCUACGGUAGCCCGACCUCUUUCCUGGAUGCUGCCGUUCAGUCUGUCAGUGAAGGAGGGAUGUGGAAAGCUCUGCGUAUCAUCCUGCACAGUUUGGACCAGAGGGCAGGAGUGUACCAGCGAUACAUCCAGCCCCUGCUGUCCGUCAGCGUCGACUUUUACAUUCGAGUCUUCGUCCGCGUCUUCACAGGACAGGCUACAGUCAAAAACUCAGCCAGUAAGCAGGCGCUGGUGUACAACUGUGUCGGCUGCGGGGCUUUCCACUUGCAGAGAAUGGGCAGGAGAACAAGCAACGGAAAACACAUGAAGUAUUCUGCUGCCACCGGGCCACCGGUUGGACCAGAAUGUGAGCACUGCGGACAGAGACAUCAGCUGGGCGGUCCGAUCUGGGCAGAGUCCAUCCACGACCUGGAGUUCGUCCAGAAGGUUUUGUCUGCCGUGUCGGGGAACCCUUGCAGGUUUGGGACAUCUAAACGCAUUGAGGGCGUGCUGAGCAUGGUGACUGAGGAGUUGGAGGAUGUGCCGCUUUAUUACACCGUGGACAAUCUGAGCAGCACGAUACACUGCAAUACUCCAUCCCUGCUCCAGUUCAGGUCUGCUCUCCUCCAUGCUGGCCACAGGGUCUCCCUCUCUCACGCCUGUAAAAACGCCAUCAAAACAGACGCCCCUCCUGCAGCCAUCUGGGACAUCAUGCGAUGCUGGGAGAAAAUCAACCCUGUAAAGAGGGAGAAAUUAUCUCCGACCAGCCCCGCAUUCAAGAUCCUCUCCACUGAGCCCAGCUUUGAGGCCUGUUUCACUGUAAGGGAGGACGCCAACCCUCAGUCCCGUAAGCGCCACCUGACCCGGUUCCAGGAGAAUCCUCAGGCCUUCUGGGGACCCAAAGCUCGCGCCAAAGCUGGUGGUGGAAUCUCUGCUGACCUGCAAGACAAGAGGAAAAAGUUCCAGAACAAGAGAAAGAACCAGAUCACAGACUCUUCUCAGCUCAAGACCUUCCUCUGCAAGAAGUUCAAACAGGGAACAUGUACCCACGGAGACGAGUGCUGCUACUUCCAUGACUCGGAGCAGACAAAUGAACAGAAAACAGAGUGAUGACUCUAUAUUUUUCCUUUAUUUUAAAAUAAUCUUAUUUCUGGAAUUUGAAUGGAUGUUUGAAUGUUGCACAGCAGACUGUUUUGGCUUUUAAAAGUUACUGUACAUAACAUUUCCAUGAUUUAGUUCUAUACCAGAGGGUUUUUUCUUUUUGACUGUCAGCCUGUGUUCACACCAAUAAAGUCAUUGC